UGGCGCCAACAUCAUCGGAGCUGGUCCCGGAACCAUCAAUCGACGGACAGUAUCUAAAGGACUCCUAUAUCGACAUUCUCUUGACAAUAUGCAUUUCAGUGGAUUGGGCCUCCUCGCGCUGGGAGCAGCAACGGCCAGCGCGUUCCGCGAUACGUCGCCCUUCUUCCUGGCAUCGACCUCAGAGAUCCUCUUACCAUCGUCGAAUCUCGCACUGUCUACGUCGUUGCUGAAUGAUCUCGGAUCGCAUUUGAACUCCUGCCCAUCGGACUACUAUGUCGUCGCUUACCAGCCGGGUGUGCAUAGCACCGAUUUCGCAACUCGCAAGUCGGCCCCUCGUCUCGGGGCGAAGAUGACCGGCACGGAUGAGGCGAUUCGGUCGACUUCGUCGAUUCAUGAGGUUUCCGGCGUGAUGGAUGCGAAGGAGGUUCAGAAUAUGAUUGGAAAUGCUUGUGGGGCGGAGACUACCGUUAUUGAUGCUUCGACUGGUUCUCACCCGUCGUCUUUUGGCGACGCUCCGCGCGUUAUCGCUGUUGACUUCCCUAUGCUUUCUUUGGGCCCUGACCGGGCACAGCAGCUUUCUGAUAACGAUGGCUUCCUUUCCGACAUUAUCGACCGUAUUCCCUCGUCGAAGAAGUACACGCUUCUCUACGUGACAUCGCCGCGAGAAUUCGAGGACACUGUCUACAGACCCGAUGAUGAAUCCUACCAGGAGCCUCUCCGCACAGAAUUGAAGCGUGACUAUUCGGACUACACCAGGCAGGAUUCGUCGUCUAAAAAGACUCUCUUUCGAGAGUAUCAAUAUCUCACUCCAGGCCUGUUCAUGGGCUUGUUUGCUGUUUUCGUCUGCAUUAUGAUCCUGUACGUCGGAAUCCAAGCCCUCUUGAGCUUGGAAGUGCCCUAUGCGGCGUUCGAGAAGGAUACUUUCUCCGCUGUGCAGAAGAAACAGCAGUGAUCUGGUCUUAGGUGUUUGAUUUUUUGCGUAUGCAUGCGUUUUUGCCCAAUUCAUUUAUCUGAUUGCUUGUUAUGUACUGUAUGAUAUAUUAUAACCUGAUGCAUGACC
Aspergillus glaucus CBS 516.65 is the source of this 1060-nucleotide messenger RNA. RefSeq names its product Ac45/VOA1 transmembrane domain-containing protein. The record is from RefSeq and is a predicted model, not a curated record. NCBI's taxonomy places the organism in Eukaryota, Fungi, Ascomycota, Eurotiomycetes, Eurotiales, Aspergillaceae. The transcript has 5 exons. Bases 89 to 952 code for a protein of 287 amino acids. Gene Ontology annotation, biological process: fungal-type cell wall biogenesis; (1->6)-beta-D-glucan biosynthetic process. Gene Ontology annotation, cellular component: endoplasmic reticulum membrane.